GCGGCGCGCUCAGCCCUGCGCAGCUCCGCCCGCGGCCGCCCGCGGUUCGCACGUCUCGGCUCGGCUCUGCGCGGCCAGCCCAGCCCAGCCUCCCCGGGACCCCCGAGCCUCCGCGCCUGGGGCCACGCUGGAGCCCCUUGCCCCGCAGCGGAGGCGAGCCGCGACUUGGCGCGGCGGCCGGCGGCCGCCCGGCUGCGGAGGUCCUGCAAGUUCUCUGAGUGCCAGGUGUUGAAUGAUGAACUGGAGUGUCACCAGUGCACCAUGAAGAUUGACUUCACUUUUGCCCUCCCAAGGAUCACAUACUUUAUGAAUUCACUUUCUCUUCCAUCUUACUGCCACCUCCUUCAGUACUGUCAUCACUUCUAGGAAACCAGAAUCUGAGGCUUUGGCUUCAUCUCUGCCUUUCCUCCCUCCCAGGAACAACCAGUGUCACCUUUGUGUUCUGCUAAAACAAACCUCUGUGGGUUAUUUUGCCCUUCACAAAAGUGCACCAGCUGGAGAAGUCACUUCGUAUACCCUGUACAUCUGAUAUCCAGAGAUAAAGGCCUCUGGAUAAUUGAGAUCUUUGCUUGGAGAGGACGCAUUUCUUCUUGGUCACGUGCCCUUGCUAUUUCCCUUUCCAACUACUCUCCCUCGCUCUGUCCGUCUGUGCUCUCCUCUUCCUGCUGGAUUUAACAGAUUCAGUGUUGACUGCUGGAGUUGUCCUCCCAGUAGUGUGGCUUUUGUUUUUCUCCUGGUGAAAGCAGAUUCUUGAAACAAUGGGCUUCACUCUCCACUCUGUCUACUUCACUUUGAAGGUGAGUUUGCUGCUUGGCUCCUUGCUGGGCCUCUCUUUGGGUCUGGAGUUCAUGGGCAUCCCCAACCAGUGGGCCCGCUUCCUCCGCUGGGAUGCCAGCACUAGGAGUGAACUCAGCUUCCAGUUCAAGACCAAUGUUUCUGCUGGGCUGCUUCUCUACUUUGAUGACGGUGGUGUCUGUGACUUCCUCUGUCUGUCUCUUGUUGAUGGGCGCAUCCAGCUCCAGUUCAGUGUGGACUGUGCAGAGACUACAGUUAUCACAGAUAAGCAGGUCAACGACAGCAACUGGCACUUCCUGAUGGUCAGCCGCAAUCACCUUCGGACAGUGCUAGUGCUGGAUGGUGAAGCCAAACCAGGUGAGGUGCGUCCACAGCGUCAAUAUAUGAAUAUUGUCAGUGACCUUUUUGUGGGUGGAGUCCCUUUGGACAUCCGUCCUGCCACCUUGACCCUUGAUGGUGUUCUGAGUGAGCCUCCGUUUCAAGGAUUUAUUCUGGAUCUGAAAUAUGGCAACUCUGAGCCGCAUCUUCUGGACAGUCAAGGAGUCCGACUGGAAAUGGAAGGGCUUUGCACAGAAAACCCUUGUGAAAAUGGUGGCACUUGCUUUCUUCUAGAUGGUGAGCCACACUGUGACUGCUCAGCUACUGGGUACGUUGGCAAGCUGUGUUCUGAAGAUGUCAAUCACAUUCCAGGUCUCUCACACCUGAUGAUGGGUGAACAAGCGCGAGAUGAGAACAUGGCCACUUUCCGUGGUUCCGAAUAUCUUUGCUAUGACCUGUCUCAAAACCCCAUCCAGAGCAGCAGCGAUGAGAUCACUCUCUCCUUCAAGACAUGGCAACGCAACGGGCUCAUUCUGCACACCGGCAAGUCUGCUGAUUAUGUCAACCUGGCCCUGAAAGAUGGUGCGGUCUCACUGGUCAUUAACCUGGGGUCUGGGGCCUUCGAGGCCAUUGUGGAGCCUGUCAAUGGCAAAUUCAAUGACAACGCAUGGCAUGACGUUAAGGUGACGCGCAACUUGCGGCAGGUGACCAUCUCUGUGGAUGGCAUCCUUACCACCACGGGUUACACACAGGAAGACUACACCAUGCUGGGCUCGGAUGACUUCUUCUAUGUGGGAGGGAGCCCCAGUACUGCUGAUUUACCUGGCUCUCCAGUAAGCAACAACUUCAUGGGCUGCCUCAAAGAGGUUGUUUAUAAGAAUAAUGACAUUCGUCUGGAGCUGUCUCGCUUGGCACGGAUUGGUGAUACUAAGAUGAAAAUCUAUGGAGAAGUGAAAUUUGUAUGUGAGAAUGUGGCCACACUGGACCCCAUCAGCUUUGAGACACCUGAGGCAUAUAUUAGUUUGCCCAAAUGGAACACCAAAAGGAUGGGCUCCAUAUCAUUUGAUUUCCGAACCACCGAACCCAAUGGGCUAAUACUUUUCACCCAUGGCAAGCCUCAGGAGAGGAAAGAUGCCAGGAGCCAGAAAAACACAAAAGUAGACUUCUUUGCCGUUGAACUUCUAGAUGGGAACCUCUACUUGUUGCUGGACAUGGGAUCUGGGACCAUUAAAGUCAAAGCCACACAGAAGAAAGCCAAUGAUGGAGAAUGGUAUCAUGUGGAUAUUCAGCGAGAUGGAAGAUCAGGUACUAUAUCAGUGAACAGCAGACGCACUCCAUUCACCGCUAGUGGAGAGAGUGAGAUCCUAGAUCUGGAGGGUGACAUGUACCUGGGUGGGCUGCCAGAGAACCGGGCAGGACUCAUCCUUCCCACUGAGCUCUGGACAGCAAUGCUGAAUUAUGGCUACGUUGGCUGUAUCCGAGAUUUGUUCAUCGACGGGCGAAGCAAGAACAUCCGGCAGCUGGCAGAGGCACAGAAUGCAGCAGGAGUCAAGUCCUCCUGCUCCCGCCUGAGUACCAAGCAAUGUGACAGCUACCCAUGUAAGAAUAAUGCUGUCUGCAAGGAUGGCUGGAACCGCUUCAUUUGUGACUGCACUGGCACUGGCUAUUGGGGAAGAACAUGCGAGCGAGAGGCCUCUAUCUUGAGCUAUGAUGGCAGCAUGUACAUGAAGAUCAUCAUGCCCAUGGUCAUGCAUACUGAGGCAGAAGAUGUGUCCUUCCGUUUCAUGUCCCAGCGUGCCUAUGGGCUGUUGAUGGCAACCACCUCACGAGAUUCUGCUGACACUCUGCGUCUGGAGCUGGAUGGAGGCCGUGUCAAACUAAUGGUCAACUUAGACUGUAUCAGGAUAAACUGUAACGCCAGCAAGGGACCUGAAACUCUUUAUGCGGGGCAGAAGCUCAACGACAAUGAGUGGCACACUGUUCGGGUAGUUCGACGUGGAAAGAGCCUCAAACUGAUGGUGGAUGAUGAUGUUGCUGAGGGCACAAUGGUUGGUGAUCACACCCGCUUGGAGUUCCAUAACAUUGAGACAGGGAUCAUGACUGAGAAACGUUACAUUUCUGUCAUCCCUUCUAGCUUUAUUGGUCACCUUCAGAGCCUCAUGUUCAAUGGGAUGCUCUACAUUGACCUGUGCAAGAAUGGUGAUAUUGACUACUGUGAGCUGAAGGCACGCUUUGGUCUCCGCAACAUUAUAGCUGACCCUGUGACAUUCAAGACCAAGAGCAGCUACCUGAGUCUGGCCACCUUGCAGGCUUAUACAUCCAUGCACCUCUUCUUUCAGUUUAAGACCACUUCAGCUGAUGGUUUCAUACUCUUUAACAGUGGUGAUGGUAAUGACUUCAUUGCAGUUGAGCUAGUCAAGGGCUAUAUACACUAUGUGUUUGACCUUGGGAAUGGACCCAAUGUUAUUAAAGGCAACAGUGACCGUCCUCUUAAUGACAACCAGUGGCACAAUGUUGUCAUCACCAGAGACAACAGUAACACACACAGUCUAAAGGUGGACACUAAGAUGGUCACUCAAGUUAUCAAUGGAGCCAAAAAUCUGGAUCUUAAAGGUGAUCUCUACAUUGCUGGUCUAGCUCAAGGCAUGUACAGCAACCUCCCAAAGCUAGUGGCCUCACGUGACGGAUUUCAGGGCUGCCUAGCAUCUGUGGACUUGAAUGGGCGUCUUCCUGAUCUAAUUAAUGAUGCUCUGCACCGCAGUGGGCAGAUUGAACGUGGAUGUGAAGGACCAAGCACUACCUGCCAGGAAGAUUCCUGUGCAAAUCAGGGUAUCUGUAAUCAGCAGUGGGAAGGCUUCACCUGUGAUUGCUCCAUGACUUCAUAUUCUGGGAGCCAGUGUAAUGACCCUGGUGCCACGUAUAUAUUUGGGAAGAGUGGAGGCCUCAUCUUGUACACCUGGCCAGCUAAUGACAGACCAAGCACAAGGACUGACCGUCUUGCUGUGGGCUUCAGCACAACAGUGAAAGAUGGCAUUCUUGUACGGAUUGACAGUGCCCCUGGACUCGGUGAUUUUCUGCAACUGCAUAUAGAGCAGGGCAAGAUUGGCGUAGUCUUCAAUAUUGGCACAGUGGAUAUCUCUAUUAAAGAGGAAAGCACACCUGUGAAUGAUGGCAAAUACCAUGUGGUGCGCUUUACCAGGAAUGGCGGCAAUGCUACGCUUCAAGUUGACAGCUGGCCAGUGAAUGAACACUAUCCAACAGGCAACACUGAUAGUGAACGGUUCCAAAUGGUAAAACAGAAAAUCCCCUUCAAAUAUAACCGGCCUGUAGAGGAGUGGCUGCAGGAAAAAGAUGAUGCAACACCGCAUCACCACUUGACUUCGAGACCUGCCACGACGACCACCAAAAUUGGACGACAGUUAACGAUCUUCAACACCCAGGCGCAAAUAGCCAUAGGAGGAAAAGACAGAGGGCGUCUCUUCCAAGGCCAACUCUCCGGUCUCUAUUACAAUGGCUUGAAAGUGUUGAACAUGGCAGCAGAGAACAACCCUAACAUUAAAAUCAAUGGAAGUGUCCGUCUUGUCGGGGAGGUCCCUUCCAUCUUGGGAACAACACCCACAACCUCUGUGCCACCAGAAAUGUCUACUACUGUCAUGGAAACCACAACUACGAUGGCCACCACUACAACCCGAAAAAAUCGUUCACCACCUAGCAUCCAGACAACAGAUGACAUUGUUUCAUCCGCUGAAUGUUCUAGCGAUGAUGAAGAUUUCAUUGACUGUGAACCCAGUACAGGAGGUGAAUUAGUUAUUCCUCUACUUGUAGAAGACCCUUUAGAUAUCCCUCCUAUUGCUACUCGUGCACCUUUCAUUACACUUCCCCCUACCUUUCGCCCCCUCCUCACCAUUAUUGAGACCACCAAAGAUUCCCUGUCCAUGACCUCUGAGGCGGGGUUACCUUGCUUGUCGGACCAAGGCAGCGAUGGUUGUGAUGAUGAUGGCUUGGUGAUAUCUGGGUAUGGCUCAGGGGAAACCUUUGACUCUAACCUACCCCCUACUGAUGAUGAAGAUUUUUACACCACCUUCUCCUUGGUAACAGAUAAGAGUCUUUCCACUUCAAUCUUCGAAGGUGGCUACAAAGCACACGCACCCAAGUGGGAAUCCAAGGACUUUAGACCUAACAAAGUCUCCGAAACUGGUAGGACUACUACCACGUCUUUGUCCCCUGAGCUGAUCCGCUCCACAGCUUCGUCCUCGACUGGGAUGGUACCCAAAUUGCCAGCCGGCAAAAUGAAUAACCGUGAGCUCAAACCCCAGCCUGACAUAGUCUUGCUUCCGUUGCCCACUGCCUAUGAGCUAGACAGCACAAAGCUGAAGAGCCCGCUAAUCACUUCCCCCAUGUUCCGUAAUGUGCCCACAGCAAACCCCACGGAGCCAGGAAUCAGACGGGUUCCGGGGGCCUCAGAGGUGGUCCGCGAGUCGAGCAGCACAACGGGGAUGGUCGUCGGCAUUGUGGCUGCUGCCGCCCUCUGCAUCCUCAUCCUCCUGUACGCCAUGUACAAGUACAGGAACAGGGACGAGGGGUCCUAUCAGGUGGACGAGACGCGAAACUACAUCAGCAACUCAGCCCAGAGCAACGGCACGCUCAUGAAGGAGAAGCAGCAGAGCUCAAAGAGUGGCCACAAGAAACAGAAAAACAAGGACAAAGAGUAUUAUGUGUAAAAAAGAAUACUUAUUUAUAUAUAAAUAUAUAAAUACUUAAUGAGAUUUAACUAUCAGAAUCAUUGCAGUGAACGAGAUUAGGAGAUAUCGUUUGUGGGAAAAAGUAUUGGGAAAAAAAAAUAUCAGCAGUGACUGUUAAUGUCUCAGUCAUCACUUGGAGUCAGCAAACUCUGCCCUAAUGUAUUAUAAAGCACACUUAGCGUUCUGGAGAUGGCGCAUACAGCUCUGCCCUGUUAGUGAACUUGGACGUCUCCAAAUCUCCUCCUCCGCUGAACUUUCUGCAAAAGUAGAAGACUUCAUGGCUUACUUGUUUCAUAUCUCCAAAAACCGUCGUCUUGCAGUAAGUUAUUUGCUAACAAUGCAGUGAAAGUAUGUGAUGGGUGCUGAUGAAGAAAAUUAUGGAGAGCUGGUCCCCUUGGAUCUGCCACCAGGAUUUGCAAAUGAACUGAAGAAUAGAUGGGUUUGGAUCUGUUCUGAUCAGAAUCAUUGGAAUUAUUUGAGAAUAUUGCUUAGUAUGUGAUAGCACAGCCAAACUAUUGUUAAAAGGAUUUGAAGAUUCAAAAAAAAGGAUGCUUAAGAAACGGUUAGUCAUUCUGAGCUAAAUAUACCAUGCAAAAAUAAAGGAGCCUUCCUCCAGGUUCUAGUUCUGUGACUGACUGCAAUGCAUGCAAAAAAAAUAAAAAAUCAGUUUAAUAAAGAGAUCAGAAAGACACCACUGGAGUUCAACUUGUGAUAAGACCCAUAAAAUGUAUGAAAAGUUAACCACUUGUAAAAGAAUGCAAAAAUGUAUUAUUUUUUUUUUUUUUGACACAAAACUGUUUUUUCAUAUGUACUACUUUAAUUUUGUAGCUUGACAUUUCAGAUCAUGUCUUUCCAUUUGCCCUAUUCUCUCUUUUCCUUCUCUUUUAUAUAAAAGAAAAUAAAGCUGCUGUGACACACAAAAUAAUAAAGAAAAAGGAAUUUAAUAAUAUUAUAUAUAUAUACACACAGAUAUAUUUAUCAUGGUAUGUUUGAUGGGACGACUGGAACAGAAGUUCUGUUAUGGUCUUAAUGUGGAAUAAGAAUGUUCUUGAAGAACAGAGUAAAAAGAAACAGAAAACAAAAGCAAACCGUAAGAUGUGAAGAAAGCGUGUGUUUUAGCUUUGUCACAGUUACCUGUGUCAAGAAAAAAUACCUGAAAGUUUGUUUACAUAUUUUACUACUAUUUUUUUUGCUAGUAUAAUUUCUAUAUGAAUACCCUGAAGGUGUAUAUACUGUUUUAUGGUUAAAUUGGGAAUGUCUUUUGUUUUUAACUGAUUUAAUUUGGUUGUUUGGUUCCUACAUUUUCCCAGUUACUGUGAAAAGGAUUACUUACUGUAUAGAAAAUAGCCAGGUGGUUUGAUGGCCAUGCCUGUCACAUACAAAAAGAAAAAAAAAAAAAAAAAAGAGCAAAUGAGGGAGAAAGAGAGAAAACCAACAAAAAACAAGAUGGAUUGAGAACUCUGAAAUAUCAGAAAUGUACACUUUUUCUGUAUACAGAUGAAAACUAAUCAGCUGUUUAGGUUUAGAAAUCUACUCUUGCUGGUGUUCAUAAGUCGCAUGAAUAUUUGACUUUGAAGAAGUGUCAUCAAAUACACACACGCACAUGGGAACUUAAAUUCAAAGAAACAGCCUUCUCAAACACUUAGAGAAGCCGCUUUCAUGUUAACAAAUACUUUCAGUGUGUAUGUGUGCGUGGUGCGUGUGCGUGAGAGGUUGAGCCUUUUUUUCCUUUUUUAUUUUUUAUACUAAAAAGAAAAAAAAGACAGGUUUUAAAAAGGUAUGAAAGCACGAUUUUAGAUGAUUUAACUGGCCAAAACUAUAUAGAGUUGAUUAUAUCUUGAUGUCUGUAAAAGAUUGCUGUUCUUGGAGUCUUGGAGUCUUGUGAAAUGAUUUCCUUUCUUCCUUUCCUUUUUGCUUUCCUUUUUUAAGUUAAGAGGAAAAAAAACAAUUACACUUUCCUUUUUUUGUGUAAGUUUCUAUUGGACAUUUUUGGGGAACAUGUGCAUUCCUGUAUGUGGGCUUCUACCAUAUCCCUGUUGCUUUAUGAACAAUCUUAAGAAUUUUUCUUUGAGUUAUUGUGAUGUUAUUGCUUUUUUCACCGUUCUUUUUCUUCCUUUUUGAUUCUUUUUCUUUUCUUAUUUGCAUUUUGUUUAAAGAUACGCUUAGCAAUAAAAUGUUCUUCCCAAA
Messenger RNA from Tympanuchus pallidicinctus (lesser prairie-chicken), 8042 nucleotides. RefSeq names its product neurexin 3 (gene NRXN3). NCBI's taxonomy places the organism in Eukaryota, Metazoa, Chordata, Aves, Galliformes, Phasianidae. The transcript is spliced from 23 exons. Bases 759 to 5834 code for a protein of 1691 amino acids. The record is from RefSeq and is a predicted model, not a curated record.